AGCAAAAGAGCGAAAAGGGGCGUAAAGCGAAAUGAAUGAUACACUCAAUUUGCACAUGACAAUGAUGAAACCGCGAUAAUAUAAUCCAUUGGCCGCCGUGCUUUUGUUGCCGCCCGCGUUGCCCACCGACACGCACACUUCACCGCUUGUGGCUGAAGCCAUCGACGACCAGUCAUCCAUACAUCGCCACCCUGGUCGCUUUUUGGGGAAUUCGACAAGGUUGGGCCGCGAGACCGCCAUUUGGGCCCGGCGCUUGCGGUACAGUAUACGCAGGGAUGGGCUACGCGCACCGCAUAAUGCACCAUCCAGCUCACUGCCGUGGGCUCGACUAGCUCUGAUAUUCCAGCACGCCACCGCCAUUAGACCAAUCCACGACGAGCACGACGCAAACCUUGAGUGAUCACUCGACCAUGCCGCCCAGGAUAAACGACUAGGUCAAGGUUACCUUCAAACACCUUGACGCCCGCUUCGAGCUCCAUUUGGCCCCCCGCGUACAGUAGUAGACCCCGGGUUUAUUCAUGUUGUUGGGGUUUGUUGCUGCACACGCCCGCUCUUUCAACUCGGACGCCGUCACUUACAGCAUUCACGGUACAUCGCCGUCCUCGUCUGAGUGUUUAUAUAUACCCGACACAGCCCAGGCCUCUCUGAUUUCUGAUUUCUGCUUCUUCAUUCUCCAACUCAGCCUCACCCAAUCCAAUCCAAACCAGAUCCGGUUUCAUAUCUUUUGCUUUUUUAUACCCCCUCUAUAAGCCAGCCUUUGUUGUUGUAUUACUUGUACUUUUGUUUCCAUAUAUACCCCAUAUACCCAAACCCCAAUCCAAACACCAAAAAAACAAACAUGUCUUCCGACCAGGUUAUCGAGCAGGCCCAGGAGGCCAUUGCCCACGCCCACGCUCCCGCCGCCGUCGAGGCCCAGCAGCCCGUCGCCAGCGAGAGCGAGACUCCCCGCACCAUCCCCGAAGCCAACGACGAUUCGAUACACGUGCAGGGUGUGUACUUGCUUUUCUACUGUUCCAACAAACGUAUGAAAUGCUAACGAAAACUAUAGAGGAGGGCGAGACUGAGUACACUACGGCUGCUGCUGAAGAGCCCGCCGCCGAAGAACCUGCUGCUACCGAAGAGCCCGCUGCCGAAGCUGUCGCCACCGAGACGACUGAGGAGCAGCCUGCUACUCAGGAGGAGAAGGUCGCUGAAGCCGACGCCAUUGCUGACGCUGAACCUACAACAGAAGCUGAGGCCGCUCCCGUAGAGGUCACUGAAGAAGCUGAGCCUGCUGCUGCCGCUGCUGAGGAAACUCCCGCGACCGAGGAGGCUGCUGCUACCGAGGAGGCUGCUGAAGUUGAAGCUGCCGAACCCAAAGCCCCAGUUGAAGAGGCUGAGGAGGAGGCACCUGUUGAGGCUGCUACUGAAGCUGCUCCUGAGGCUCCCACUGAGGCUCCCACUGAGGAAGCCAAGGAGGAGAUACCUGUUGAAGCUGCCGCUGAGGAAGCCAAGGAAGAACCCGUCGCUGAAGCUGCCGAGCCCGAGGCCCCAGCUGAGACUACGGAAGAGGCGCCCGUCGAGGCCGCCGCUGAAGAGGCCAAGGAAGAACCUGCUGCUGAAGAAGCACCCGUUGAGGCUGCUCCUGAGGCCGCUGUUGAAGAAGCUAAGGAAGAGGCACCUGUCGAGGCCGCCACUGAAGAGACCAAGGAGGAGCCUGCUGCUGAAGCUACCGAGGAGCCCGCUGCUGAAGCUGUCGAAGCUGCCGCUCCCGAAGAAAAGGCCGAGGAGACCACUGAGCCCUCUGCCGAGGAGCCCGCUGCUGAAGACGCUGCUCCUGUAGAAGCCCCCGCGGAAGAGAAGGCCACUGAAGAGCCUGCCGCCGAGAAGUCGAAGGAAGAGGAAGCUGCUGCCCCCGCCGCGGAGGCACCCGAGGCUGCUGCAGAGACCACAGAAGCUCCCGUUGAAGAGGCUGCCCCUGUCGAGGAAGCCAAGGAGGAAGAGCCCGCCACGACCGAAGAGCCUGCUGCGCCGGCCGCAGAGGCUAUUGAGGCCGAACCCGCUGCUGAGACCACCGAGGAGGCUCAGCACGCUGAAGAGGCUGCUCCUGCUGAGGAGGCCGCCCCCAUUGAGGAGGUAAAGGAGGAGCCUGCUGCUGAGGAGGCUCCCGUUGAAGAGCCUGUCGCUGAGGCACCUGCUGCUGAGGAAGCCACCACUGAGGAAGUGAAGGAAGAGCCCGCAGCUGAGGAACCUGCCGCUGAGGCUGCUGAAGCCGCCGUCGAAGAGGCUACCAAGGAGCCCGAGGCUGAAGAGGCCAAGGCUGAGGAGGCAGCCGCCCCUACCGAAGAGGCCGCUCCCGCUGAGGAGGCCGCUCCCGUCCAGGAAGAGGCUAAGGCUGAGGAGGCUGCUGCUCCUGCUGAGGAAGCUGCUCCCGUCCAGGAAGAGGCUAAGGCUGAGGAGGCUGCUGCCCCUGUUGAGGAGGCUGCUGCCCCUGUUGAGGAAGCUGCUGCUCCUGCUGAGGAAGCUGCUCCUGCUGAAGAGACCGCUCCCGUUGAAGAGACCAAGGCUGAAGAGGCUGCUCCCGAGGCUGAGGAGGCCAAGGUUGAGGAAGAAGCCGCCCCAGUCGAAGAGGCAGCUCCCGCUGAGGAAGCUGCACCCGCAGAGGAAGAGGCCAAGGCUGAAGAAGUCGCUGCCCCCGCCGAGGAGGCUCCCGUUGAGGCCGCUGAGACGACUACUGAGGAGCCCAAGACAGAGGAAGCUCCCGCUGCCGUCGAGGAUCCAGCGGCUACCCAGGAGACCACGGAACCUGAACAACAGACCAAGCCCAAGGAGGGCCUCACCGGAUGGAUCUCUAAGCUCGUCCACCACAAGAGCUCUGGAUCCAACUAAUUUCGCGCUUGCGCACUAAUACAAAGGCACUUGUACAAAGAGGGGGCCAAUGUUAUGAUUGAAUUUUUAUACGAUAGCGUAGCGACACUCUUUAGCGUUUUCUUUCUUGUCUUUUACCACGACGAGCAACGUUUUGCGUUGCGCAAAUCAGACUGGUACUAAUUGUCUUGAAAUUUAUGAAACUGAUGUUUUAUGAACCGUUUUAUGCCAAGUGACUUGUUUUGCUUUACAUAUACCGCUCUUACACGCUGCGUAACUAUGCCACUGCGCACAGAGGGAGUCAACGGCACAUCUGAGAUCGUAUUGGCCUGGAUCAGUAGCUUAGCCUCCGGGUUCGGCAAGGUGCAUAGUAUAAAGUUGCACAUUUACAUUCCCAUCCAAUGCAUCAUCUAGCCUUUACUAAAAAUUCCGUGCCAUCUAUAAAGUCGGCCCCCGCGGCGGUGGAGAGACCUUUGGAAGGCCAGCGGUUUGGCACAUCAUCGAGCGCGAAGAGCUGUAGGCACUUCAUGAAUUCGGUCCAGUUUUGGCCAUCUUCAAUGGCAUAGCGACUCUCCGUAUCGAAAAAGUCCUCCCAAAACGAUAGUCCGAGGUGCUUCUGCAAGAAGUAUCGAAAGAACUGUAGCUCGAGCGGUGCCGGUACCGCAUCUUGGCUUAGGUGGUCUUGUUUUGGUCCUAUGAUAUCCAGUACGGAGAAAAUAUCCAUAGGCCGCUUAGAAUCGUUUGGAUCGCGAGCAUCAAGCGCGAGCUGUGGCGCGUAUCUGGCUGGCGGCGUAAUAAUGUCCACAUGAGCGCAGCAAAAGAGGCCAAAUGGUGCAAUAAUGCAGCUCUUUUCAGAUGAUCCCUGGCCUUUGUGGUGCGGAAAUCGGCUGUUAUACAUGGACAGGAGGAUGUGUUCUUGCUGCCAGAGCAUCUUCAUGACUUCCCAGGCAACGUAGUGUGCCUGAGCAUGGGAAUCGAUGCCAGCCCUGCCCUUAAGCUGGACUGGGCACCCGUCAUCAAGUUCAUCUUCCGACCCAGCGUCUUCAUCGUCGCUCUGUAAAUCCCUGCAGCACCAUGCUCGCCCUUGUCUCUUAUCAAAGCGAUCAGUUAUAGCAGCUACCUCUGCGGUAUUGGCAAGGAUAUUCUCCAAUAGCCAGUCAGCGAAGGGGCCAAAUAUGGCGUCCUGCUCCUCCAUACUAGCUUCAAUGUUGUACGCGGGAAAUCCUGAGAGCAGGAUGCUCUGCUCGUCGUUUACCGUCUCCUGCGCGCCGCACUGGUAGAGGGGUUCACUGUAGGCGUAGGCGAGCACCGCACCAGCGAUGAGGCAUCGGUAGGCCGCUCGGUGAAAGCCAACCCUCCACUCAGCAAGCCUUUCUGGUUGCUCAGCCCCUGGUGUCUGCUGCUGAUCCCAGUUGACACCGCUCGGUAGAUGGUAGUCAUCAAAACCAUGUGGACUGCGCAGCGUACCUUCGAGGCCAAGGGCAAGGCUAUGGAGGAGCC
Molecule: messenger RNA, 4347 nt
Organism: [Torrubiella] hemipterigena
Lineage: Eukaryota; Fungi; Ascomycota; Sordariomycetes; Hypocreales; Clavicipitaceae
Source: the annotation of a GenBank genome assembly